Molecule: messenger RNA, 1242 nt
Organism: Daldinia loculata
Lineage: Eukaryota; Fungi; Ascomycota; Sordariomycetes; Xylariales; Hypoxylaceae
Exons: 2
Coding region: 1-1242 (413 amino acids)
Molecular function (GO): dipeptidase activity
Source: RefSeq, a predicted model, not a curated record
AUGGCCGAUGUCGAUCUUAUAGAGGAAAUGCGAGGGGUGGUCGGUUUGGCAAUUGACCGCGCAAACCAAGACUUGAGGAAAAGGAUUAACCAAGAAUUACACCAACAUCCCGAAAUAGCAUAUCAAGAAGUGUUCGCACACGAUACAAUCACGCAAUUUCUUCAAGACCGCGGUUUUACCGUGAAGCGCAGUACUUAUGAUCUCGCAACAAGCUUCGAAGCCGAGAUCGGUUCUUCUGGACGUCUCGUGGUAAUCUGUGCUGAAUACGAUGCACUACCUCAGAUCGGUCAUGCCUGUGGCCACAACUUAAUCGCAACAUCAUCUAUUGCCGCCUUUCUCGGCGCUGCUGAGGCCUUGAAAAAGAGCGGUGCUGCUGGACGACUCCGAAUACUCGGUACUCCGGCCGAGGAGGGCGGUGGUGGAAAAGUAAAACUAAUCGGUGCCGGGGCAUUCAAGGGUAAUAUUGCAGCAGCCAUCAUGGCUCAUCCAAUGCCUAGUCAUCAGAUAUCCGGCUCCAAUGCGCCACAUAUAUAUGACGGUCUAGCGGGAUUAAAGAUGAUAGCGAGUCAUAAGUUUCGCACCGAGUUUCGUGGGAAAACAGCACACGCUGCCGGUGAACCGUGGAAUGGUGUCAAUGCCCUUGACGCUGCCGUCGCAGCAUAUAGCAGUGUCGGACUUCUUCGUCAACAAAUCCAACCCGAUGAACGUGUCCAUGCUGUAAUUGAGGUCGGCGGGACGGUGCCGAACGUAAUUACAGAUUACACACGUAUGAACUGGAACGUUCGAAGUCCGACUAUUGCCGGAGCCGAUAAGUUGCUUGCCCGUGUGAAAGCAUGCAUAGAAGGGUCAGCCACUGCCACUGGCUGCGAGCUCAAUUAUAUCGUAGCGCCGACAUACGCAAACUUGACGGCAAACAAAGCUCUUUGCGAGGUAUAUGCGGAUGAGAUGGGACGUAUUGGGGAUAAAAUUCUAUUGCGGAACGAGAAGCCCGUAACUGCGUCAACGGAUAUGGGUAACGUAUCCCAUAUUAUACCGAGCUUCCACGGCGCAUUCGCAAUAUCAGCGCCACCGAACACUUCGCUCCAUAAUCCCGGGUUCACCGCGGCGGCUAGCACCGACGAAGCUCAUGAAAAGGCCCUGCGAUGUGCGAAAGGAAUGGCGAUGCUGGCCGUUCGGGUACUUUUGGAUGAAGAACUCGCUUCUAAGGCUGAUUAUGACUUUCAACAUAACCACGAGUGGUGA